Molecule: messenger RNA, 1818 nt
Organism: Copidosoma floridanum
Lineage: Eukaryota; Metazoa; Arthropoda; Insecta; Hymenoptera; Encyrtidae
Molecular function (GO): acetylcholine receptor regulator activity
Source: RefSeq, a predicted model, not a curated record
UCUAGGUGUAUAGAAGCACACACAGUACAUAUUAUAUGUAUACGUGCACGCGUGGGCGUUGCGUUGUUUGCCGUGUACGUUUUGGCUGCUCCGCGUAUAGGUAUAUAUACCUCUUACGAUCGGUAAUGGCAUGCACUAAUGCGCCAGCAAGCGGCAGCUCAGUGUGUUGUAGUAGCGCACGACGAGUAUCGUAGCGACGCAGCAAAGACCGAAUAAGAGAGCCACACACAAGGGAGGGGCGAGGGGAGCACCAGCGGAGAUGAGAAAUGGCAUAGUGGCAACAGCGGCAAAGCUCACCACUACACGGAGAACGACAAAGACGACAGGGCGAUAUUACCCGGUGGCGAGCUCUCAUGAGUAGCGGUUCAGACCAACGUAAACGAUCUUACCGAGAGGAUGUGAGGAAUGAUCACGUGGCUGAUGGUCGGACUGCUUUUGUUUACGGAGUCUGCGUGCGAUCGCGGCAAAAGCAAUGCCGUGUCCGCGAAAACCGGGAAAAACGGAUCGGCGUCCGCGGCAUCACCGGGAAACGGGAACGCCACGGCGAUAGUCGGGCCCUCGGCGGCCGCCGUUUCGGGUGGUGCCGGCGAUAAAGCCGCGACCAACUCGGCAGCCGCCGCCAAAGCCACCACCACCACCACCACCACCGACGAGGAGGAUGUCUACCGUCUGACUUGCUACACUUGCGUCAACGUUAGCGACAACAAGAUGUGCAACGAAUGGGCCAUAGACACCCCCUGUCCCGCCGGUGGCUGGGAUUUCUGUCGAUCCCUGCACAUUUUGGAUAGUCGCGGGCAAAGUGUCUUGGUGAGCAAGAGCUGCGCCAGUAAAAACGAGUGCAGUCCGGCCUCGGUCGGCUGUGUGCCCGUCGACACGCAAAAGAUCUGCAUAAGUUGCUGCGACACGAGCUACUGCAACGUGGAGUCGCCGACCAACUCGACAAACGCCACGUACUCGCGCAAACGGCCCGAUCACCUGGGGAAGAAGAAAAAAAAGAAGAAGAAGAAUAAGCACGGGGACGACGCCACGGACGAUCUGGCCAACGACAUCGACGACGACGACGACGACGAGUCGAGCCACAGCGGGGCCAGCUCGCACCAACGGCAGAGGCUCUUACGCUGCCUCGUGCUCGGCUUCUCUGCUAUUAACGUCUUUCUCAAUCGAGCAUAUCACUAGGUAAUAAGGGGGCGGAGCGACAGACAAAUUACUAUAUAUUGCUAUCAUGAUUAUCAUUACCGUUGACCACACAAAGUUCCCUUUCGAUGAUAUAUAUUUGUACAUACCUAUGUUACGUGACGUAGAGGCAAACGUGUCACUACAUACCAUUAUCAAUAUGCAUUGGAGUCGAAAAAACACAGAGAGAGAGAGAGGGUGUGGGGGUGUACAAAGUCAGGCCUAUAUUAUACGCACACGUUUCAAAGUACAUGAGGUGUAACCGACGCACAGGUACGCCGUGCAUCUUAGGUAUACUUAAUUAAUGUAUGGAUACGGUGAUGCGAAUAGAAUGCGCGAACGAGGAGAUAUAUUAUAUAUAAAGUACGGUGGGUGUAAACACACACGGCUGUAAUAUAACGUAUACGCUCUCUAGAGCUUCGCGAGUGCGUUCGAUCGUAGGUUUAAGUAGACUUUAUGGGUUUUCACUUCUGGGAAAGGUCUGGGAAUUAUUAUUUUCUCCCUUACCACCCACACACACUCUCUCUCUCUCUCUCUCUCUCUUUUUCUUGGUUCAAUUAAUGUUUACCUGCGGAGCAGGAGGGACGAAGCAAAAUGAGAGUCAAUUCCGAAAGUGUAGCAGAUGUGUUAUGGUGGGGAAGAGGG